Molecule: messenger RNA, 3126 nt
Organism: Yarrowia lipolytica CLIB122
Lineage: Eukaryota; Fungi; Ascomycota; Dipodascomycetes; Dipodascales
Biological process (GO): chloride transport; transmembrane transport
Cellular component (GO): Golgi apparatus; early endosome; plasma membrane
Molecular function (GO): voltage-gated chloride channel activity
Source: RefSeq, a predicted model, not a curated record
AUGGACAGCGACCACGGCGGCUACCACGACCCGCAUGACUCGCACGCAGACUCCUCGGACGUGACGGACUCUGAUAACCGGCCCCAGAACCUGCGCAUCAACAAGAUCAAGAAGCCUCUGUUCCGCCGGUUCCAGAGCGAACAGACUGUCACAACAUCUUCGGCAUCGGGCUGGGAUGCAAACGACACAAACGACACAAACGACUCGGAAAACGACUCUGCCACGUCGCCGGCAAAGCACAAACGCCGACCGAGCACACGAGCACAGCUCAAAGCGCCACAGACACAGUCGCAGCCACAGAGCCCCGUGCUCAAAUCCAAACACCAUGGGCCUCAACAUAACUCGCUCCGGGCAGUCAGCAAUGGCACUAAACGACUAGCUUCCCGGUUCCAUCUGGGCAACUUCUCCCUGCGUUCGCCCAAGAUCCAACGCAAACAUUCCUCCUACUUUACAGACAAUGAAGACAGUGACGAUGAACGCCUGGUCUGGGGAGACAGAGACGACACACAGCCACUUAUGUCACAAAGCGAUUAUGGUGGCCAGUUCUCCUACGGGUCGGUGGAAUUCCCAAACCCUCCCACGCUCAAACUGCCUCCUGCAGACCACACAAACCAUGGCAUAGUGCACAAAGCCUCGCAGUUCAUGCAGUCACGUGUGGGAAUUCAGUCCAUGAUGUCAGACACGGGACCCGAGCGCCGCUUCUACGACGACUUCACCACCGUCGACUGGGUCAGAGAUACCAUCAACGACUCUUCUCGUGUCAAGUACAUCCAGUCGAUUCCAGGAUUCCGAGGUCGACUUAUCCGGUCGUUUGACUCCCUGCAAGACUGGAUUCUCAUUUCGGUUGUGGCAGCCUCAUUUGCGCUCAUUGCGUACAGCAUUGAUAGGGUGGAAGAAACGCUGUUUGACUUCAAGUUCGGCUACUGCUCGUCAUCGUGGCUCAGUCCCAGAGGCGAAUGUGAAGGUGAAUGGAUGCUCUGGAGUGAUCUUACAAGCUUUGAGAUUCCUUAUCUGAGUGCUCACCACUUUAAUUUCCUUGUAUACCUCCUGAUCAUGCUGCUUCUGGCCUUCCUGGCUGUCCGACUCACUCUCAGAACCAAGACUUCGUCGCCAAUCUCGCUCAAAGACAACAAACCGAGGGUGUUUUAUACAGCUUACGGCAGUGGAGUGGCUGAGGUGAAGACAAUUCUGUCUGGCUUCGUUAUUCGACGUUUUCUUGGCACUCACACCCUAGUCUACAAGUCUGUAGGUCUAGUUCUAGCCGUGUCCUCGGGCCUCUGCCUCGGAAAGGAAGGUCCUUACGUCCAUCUGGCUACCUGUGUGGGAAACAUUGCUUGCCGUUUGUUCACCAAGUUUUCUCAUAAUGAUCUGCGACGAAGACAGAUUCUGGCGGCUGCAGCGUCCGCAGGUGUGGCUCUUGCCUUUGGGUCUCCUCUCGGUGGAGUUCUCUUUUCGCUCGAGGAGGUGUCCUACAUGUUCAUGCCUGCCCAGCUGUUCCGAGUCUUCUUUUGUGCCAUGACCUCAGCUUUGUUUCUGAAGCUCUUGGAUCCCUAUAAGACUGGAAAGAUUGUCCUUUUCGAGGUCAAGUACACCCAGGACUGGCACUCUCCCGAAAUUUUCGUUUUUGUGAUUCUUGGCAUUUGUGGCGGCAUUUUUGGCGCUCUCUUCUGCAAGUUCAGUGCCUGGUGGCCUCAGAAAGUGCGUGCACCGGGAAAGAUCUUCCACGGACAUCACACAAUCGAGGUUCUUGUUGUGACACUCAUCACCGGCUUGACUUCGUUCUCUAGUCCAUUCACACGUCAAUCAGUGGCUGAGCUUUUGUACCAGCUUGCAUCUCCUUGUGAUCCUGACAACCCCGCUCUCAGCAAGUUGUGUCCCACUUCUAUCAGCGAGAUCCCCGGUGUUGCCAAGGCUCUAUCCUGGGUGCUGGUGCUCAAGAUAUUCCUCACAUGCAUCACCUUCGGUAUCAAGGUUCCAGCGGGCAUUUAUGUUCCUUCCAUGAUCAUUGGAGCGUUGUUUGGCCGAGUUCUGGGGCUUGGAACUCAGCUGCUGUACCACCAAAUGCUGAAUGAGAAGGAGAGCGGCGUUCUCUCAAUAUUUGCGACACCCUUUCUUGGAACUCUCGCCACGUGUCCGGGCGGUGCUCUUCAGUGCAUUACCCCCGGUACAUAUGCUAUGAUUGGUGCCGGAGCGUUCAUGGCAGGUGUUACUCGAAUGAAUGUGACUCUGGCAGUCAUUCUAUUUGAGCUCACUGGUUCAUUGGACUACGUACUGCCGUUCUCUAUUGCCAUUCUAGUGGCCAACUGGGUGGCGAACCUGAUUGAGCCAAAGUCUGUGUACGAGCUGCAGAUCAAGAAGAACGACUACCCGUUCCUGGACAACCGGAAGACUCUUGCCUUUGAUUCCUCGUUGGCCGAUCUAGUGUCUCAUUUCCCUCGAAAGCUGUGUAUUGAAAUGGAUGAGGGAGACGAAGAUGGAAGCGCCAAGGUAACGGUUGGUCAGUUGAAGGAAAUGCUGGCGCAGGUGCAGGUGCGCAACGGAAUUGACGGGUCGAUUCCGCUGGUGCGCAAUGACAAUGUAGUGGGUCUGCUUCCAGCCCUGGAGCUGGAGGUGGCUCUUGAUAGGAUCAGUCAGUGGUACGAGGAGGUUGCGGGCGUGGUUGUUGCUGAAUCGGAGGCUUCUGGGCUUAGAUCUCCCACUUCCACCGAGACUACUGGCCUGAAACUGAGUCUCCCCAUUCCUCCAACCUUUCCUCCUACCACCAUUGUGCCUCCUUCGUCACUGGACUCUAUUGUGUGCACGGUCUCUGUCAAGGAUGUUGACAUUACAAAGUUCCACCACUACUACGUUGGGGUGAAAGCUCGCGAAACGUGCGAGACGGACCCGGAGGAGACGUCCAACUCCAGUUCAUGUGAGGAUGGACUACUGCCUUUUGAGGCCACAGAUCUGACGCAGUUUGUCGACCGUGCCCCUCUGGCUCUGGAUGUCCAUUCUCCCCUGACUUUAGUGCAGAUGAUGUUCUCCAAGCUAGGAGUGAGACAGAUCUGUGUUGUGGAAGACGGUCAAUUUGUGGGAGUUUUGCACAAGAAGAAGUUCAUUGACUUUUGCAACAACCAAGAGAAGUGA